Tachyglossus aculeatus (Australian echidna) is the source of this 3023-nucleotide messenger RNA. RefSeq names its product myocardial zonula adherens protein (gene MYZAP). The transcript has 15 exons. Gene Ontology annotation, biological process: maintenance of ER location; intracellular signal transduction; transcription elongation by RNA polymerase II. NCBI's taxonomy places the organism in Eukaryota, Metazoa, Chordata, Mammalia, Monotremata, Tachyglossidae. The record is from RefSeq and is a predicted model, not a curated record. Gene Ontology annotation, molecular function: transcription elongation factor activity. Bases 58 to 2532 code for a protein of 824 amino acids. Gene Ontology annotation, cellular component: RNA polymerase II, holoenzyme; nucleus; intracellular anatomical structure.
AAAGGGCUGCGGGGAGCUCGCGGCGUCGGGCGUUGUGUCGGUCGUGCUGUGAGGAGGAUGCUGCGCUCGGGCUCGUCGGUCACCGUGCUGUCGGGGGGCUCCGGCCGGACCACCAACGUCUGUAGACUCCGCCUGACCGUACCACCGGAACGUCCGGCCCCGGGGCAGAAAGGACAGAAGGAUGAGAGGAAGGAGCCACGUCUGGACCUCCCCAACGGGGAGCCCGCCAAGAAGCCCCCCCACGGGGUGGUCUACGGGGUGGUCCGCAGGUCAGACAGCAACCAGCAGAAGGAGAUGGUGGUCUAUGGGUGGUCGUCUAAUCAGCUGAGGGAAGAGAUGAGCUAUAUCCAAGACGUGAGAGCCUCGCUGGAGAAGGUCCGGAAGCGGAUGUGUGGAGACUACGAUGAAAUGAGACACAGGAUCGAGCAGCUGACCCGGGAGCUGGAGGUAUCCAACGUCCGCCAGGAUUAUCUCCAGAGUCACGUCCAAGCGCAGGCCGCGGCCUUGGACAGCUUCGACCACCUGAACUCGUCCUUGGCUGCCGACUCCAUUGGCUUACAGAAGUCUCUGGUGGACGUGACGCUGGAGAACAGCAGCAUCAAGGAGCAGGUGCGGAACCUGCAGCGGGCGCACGAGGCCUCCGUGGAGAAGCUGCAGGAGAAGCAGUGCCAGCUCGAGCUGGCCCACGUCGAAAACCAGCUGCUGAAGCUGAAGGUGGAGUCGUCCCAGGAGGCCAGCGCAGAAGUGAUGCGGGAGGUCACCCGCAGGCUGUACGGCCAGUACGAAGACAAGCUGAAGGAGGAACAAGAGAAGCACAAGGCGGAGAAGGAGGCUCUGAUGGAGGAGACCAACCGCUUCCUGAAGGCCAUGGAGGAGGCCAGCGUGAAGAUGCAGGCGGCGGAGGCCAGCCUGGAGGAGCGCGACCGCAGGGUCGGGGAGCUGGACCGGCUGGUGGAGCGCAUGGAGAAGGAGCGGCAACAGCUGCAGCAGCAGCUCUUGCAGCACGAGAGAGAAAUGUCGUGCGAGACGACUCAUCCCCAUCCCGACCAGGAAAGGUACCGGCAGCUGGAAGAGUCGGCCGCCGGCCUCCGGGAGCGAAUCCGGCACCUGGACGACAUGGUGCACUGCCAGCAGAAGAAAGUCAAGCAGAUGGUGGAGGAGGUGGAAUCGUUGAAGAAGAAGGUGCAACAGAAGCAGCUGUUCAUCUUGCAGCUGCUGGAGAAGAUAUCUUUCUUAGAAGGCGAGAAUAAGGAACUGCAGGACCGCUUGGACUAUCUCAAUGAGACCCGAUCACAGGCUGAGGUGGAAACCAGAGAGAUCGGGGUGGGCUGCGACCUCGCUCCCAGGAAGUUUGUCAGCAAACUGCCGGACAAAGGGAAGCGGAUCGUCAGCUCGGUGGCGCGGUUGAAGGCCGCCCUGGCAGAGUAUGGGGAGGAGGAGGGUUCCCCCGAGGGCCCGGCUGCGGCUCAGCAGGGGCACGAGUCCCCGGGCCCGGAUCGGGGAACGGCUCUCGGACGGCUGCCGGGACGCACGCAGACAAGCCGUGACCCACACGGGCGCUCUGAGGAUACAUCGGCACAAGCACGGGUACCCCGGGACCCACACACGCAAAUGUGCCAGGAUCCCGGUGGGGCCGCGGCCCCCGUGCCCGGCCACCGUAAGGACCCCUCGAGUCACCCCCGGACGCAUCAGGAGCCGCUCAGCAUCCCGAAGCCCGUUCAGGGCCGCCGGGAGGACGUGGGGCGCCCGGAAACGUGCCAGGAGCAGCGUGGCACUGGGGCGCCCGUUCCUGUCCACCGCAAGGACACGUCGGGACACACGGAGAGACGCCAGGAACUACAGGGCACCCGCUCUCAGGACACAUCGGGGCACACGGAAACACGUCAGGGGCCACCCGGCACCGUGGCCCCCGUGCCCGCCCACCGUGACUCUGAGGGAAACGAGACUACGGGCCGGGGUCCAGCUGCGGGCCCCCCGGGGGACGUUGGGCAGAGCUCCGAAGAGGUGCUGAUCGCCGGCCUCCAGAGGGUCACGCUGGCGGAGGGCGAGGGGCGGGUGCCGUCGGGAGCCUCCGUUGACCCGUCCGGGAGUACCAGCCGCCGGCCUCAGAAAAAGCCUCACUUCCUGGAGGUCCUGGAGGCCCACGCUCACAACCCUGGGGUUCCCAGGCCCAGGUUUAAGACCAACGUGCUGCCGGCCCCGGCCGGGGAGCCCCCCACCAGGCAGCGUCCCCCGUGUCUGGGGGCGGAGGAGAGGCGGCUCAGAGACAGGAAGCACCUGGAUGACAUCACCUCGGCCCGGCUGCCCCCGCUGCACUACCGGCCUGCCCAGUUACUAUCCCUGGAGGAGUCUCUCACCAUCCAGCAGCAGCAGCAGCGGAGAUACGAGGAACUACAAGCCAAACUGGCAGCACAGAAACUGGCGGAAAGGCUGGACUUUAGGAUGCUGGAGGGCUAUCAUCCCGGGCCCAAGGCCUCACUCGGUUACCGAGAAGCGAGAGAUGAAGACGAUCUUGACUCCUCAGAGGACUGAUUUGGGAGGGGGCCGAGGGGCCGGCCUCCCACACCUCCCUCCCGGAGCCCCGGAGAGCCGCUGGGUGGGCUCGGGCCCCUCGGCGACUCCUGAGGCCCUGCCCCUGAUGGGGAGUCCGACAGUCAUGCCAAGCCGGGGACAGUCGAUCACCCCAAUCUUCCCAUCUGGGCAGCUGGAAGGAACUUCUUUGGGGGACAUUCCCAGUGACCCCCACCCUCAAGUAUCACCAGAAGAUAAAUCCAAAGGCCUGUUCCAGCUGGAGUCAACUCAGUGUUUUAUACUUAGCCAUGUGCUGUAUUCCCCCCUGUUCCGUUACAAGAUUCUGUGUUGGGUUUUAAGCCAUUUCAGUUUAAGUUUUUCUCCUUCCCUUCCCCCCACCUGGGUCCUCACGUGCAGGGCAAAUUUCAUUUUUUUUCCCCCUCAGCAACACAGAUGAUAUUGAUAGUAUUGUCUGGUUUUUUUUUUUUAUUUCAUUUUUUUCCCCCUCAGCA